Messenger RNA from Aspergillus eucalypticola CBS 122712, 1934 nucleotides. RefSeq lists its product as uncharacterized. The transcript has a single exon. The coding region runs from base 1 to 1887 and encodes 628 amino acids. The record is from RefSeq and is a predicted model, not a curated record. Lineage: Eukaryota; Fungi; Ascomycota; Eurotiomycetes; Eurotiales; Aspergillaceae.
AUGCACCACGUCGAAGAACCAAUCGCUCAGAUGGAGGACUUUAACAUGCUCAGUGAUAGUGAUAUGGAUGUGGUUGAUGGGUUGGUGCCAGUCUUCGCCGCCUGUGGCUUCAUCCCUACCUCCAACCCCGAUGAUUCCAAGGAGAAUAUACCCCCUCCAGCAGAGGAUGAAGGUACCAUCGACGACGAUGCUACCGAUGUGGCUACCGAGGUAGCUACCGAGGUUGAUCUCAACGAAGUCAUGGAGGACUUGGACAUCGAUCAUGACUAUGAGGCGUCCGAGAGUGGGGAUGAUAGCGAGUACAGUGAGGAGGAUAUGGACCUUGCGGAUGGUGAUAGUGAGCAAGGUGUCGACAGUGACUGGGGGGAUGAUGAAGAACGGAGAGAAGGUGAAGAUGAAGAAGAUGAAGACUAUGAUCCUGAAAACGUGCCCAUCAAGAAAUCUAGUAUUGAUCGCAUCAUAGACACCUUCAAUCAUCUGUAUGAUAGUGACGCACGUCUAUCUUCUUCUCAUCAUAAUGAGGAUGAUAGCAUGGAAGAUCUGGUCUACGGGGAUACCGAAAGCGAUGAGUCUGGAUCAGCUAAGUCUCAUGAUGGAGACAUGGAGGACACCCCAACUGACGACCAGGGUGAGCCUGGCUGUUGCAUUCCCUCGCAAAUGGAUAUGUCAGACGAUGAUGAUGAGAGUGAAUCUGAGGAUGAUUCUGAAGACGACGAUGAAGACGACGACACUGUGUGGUUCCCUAAAUUCCGCUUUCUAGCAAGAGCCAACUAUAUGGAAGGGUACAAUGAGAAGCAGGGAAUUAUUCAUGAUCUACGCCCAUCAAACCAACCGUACUCGAAAUAUCCAACGGCGAAACUACAUGUAUUGAUUGAAAUCACCACUUACGAUCCACCUACCCGAAUUCGCGUCCCCGUGAAGCCACUAGUCCUUUCAUCCAGGGUCUUCUCCAGAAUCUUCGGAUAUGAAGAAACCGGAGAUGCACAGCCCAAUAAGCAGGCUCUCUGGGACGAGGAUGAGCUUAUCUGGUACGAAAAUCUGUCGUUCGAUUGGCCCAAUCCCGCAGCUAUGCUAUGGGUUCUGCAGACCCUGACCAGGGGAUGGGUCGAUUGGACAGAACCUGUUGAGCUUGCGCUUAUCAGGGACAUCGCUGUUAUUGUGAAUAGAUUCGAGCUACGAGACGCCAUGGAGCGCUUUUCAGCUGUCUGGCUGGGACACGUCUGUGUGGGACCGGAUAGACACGUGCCCUCACACAAAGAGCUAGUGGACUGGGUGUUGUUCAUUACUUGGGUAUUUCAGUCUGGAUCCGGACGGGAUUUCCGACAUGCUACGCGUGGUGUGAUUAUGGAUUACACGUUCAAGUCCAAGCCAAAAAACGGACUUCUGCCCAGGGAUAUGUAUGAAGCUAUUUAUCAGGCUCGAGUGGAUCUGUACCGGAGCUUGGGGAUUAUUAUUCGGAAACACUGGAAUUCCAUGGCUGAGAACAACCAGAAGGGUUUUGGGACUCCCUGCGAGCAUCAAUCAAUGUAUCCUUGGCUAUCUAUUCUCAAGGUAACGGAUAACCCAAGCAAAUACAAGGCGUCUCUGAGUCGCGUUCAUCAGGAGAUGAAAUCGAUGGUGAUGAACAAAUUUGUACUCGAGCCUUCAGCCUGUGCGUGGUGUGAAAGGACAGUGAAAACCCUGCAAGCCUGCGAGGAUGAGAUGCGACGGAUAUUGGGGAUCGACUGUGAUGGUAAUCAGGUUCAUAAGUCCGAUUGCUCCGAAAGACCGUGUUUGCAUUGCCCGCAGUUCAACUUCUGGCGAGUGUCCUGGCCUUGUCUAGAUUGGCUGGGAUGCGAGUCGGAUGAAAGGCCGUGCACGAGGAUGCAUGGGUUAGCGAUGAGAUGAAUUAUAUAGGUAGAGGGUCCUUUUACCCUGUGCUAUACACGGUAGUG